GAAGUGUGACCGCGUGGUACCUUCCCAGUACGAGGCUUCUCAGAAGCUGACUAGAGAUGCAGCAGGCUAGAGCGGAGUCUCUGCCUUGCUCCCCUGCCACCCAAGGUAUCCCGGCUUUUUCCUUCCCAGCUCUGUCCUUCAAACUUUUGUCAGCUCUGACUCCUGCCUUUGGGUCUGCAUUCUUCUCCUCCCUCAUUUUACCAAGUUCCCAAACAAUCAGACAGUCUGCACCUCUUUAUUUCUCUCUUCUCUGUAUUUCAUUUGUAAUCAGGGGUGUGCUUGGUUGCAUCCCAGCUACUUCAGACUCAUGCCGCUAAUGGCGGUUCUUCAUAAGGGCUUGUUUGAAGGGAUCACGCAUAAACCCGAACCUUCCAUUUUUAAGUCAAACAAGGGUCAGGGGCUUGGAUUUGGCUAAUUCGUUUUUAAAAACUUGAGCAAUUGUAUUCCAUGUGUGUUUCUGUGAAAUUCUUCUGAAAACCCAAGGUACCAGAAGAACUCUGAAUCUUCUAUUCUCCACGGGGACAGGAAACUGACGUUCUGAUUUUCAUGUCAUAGCUAAUAACCUUAGCAGCUGUUAUCACUAACAUCGUACUUGGACCCCACGGUAGAAUAAUCGGCCACUGAUACACAGUUGAUGCUUCCGUUGUAGUCAGUUGUUUAGCAAUUCCCAAGGUACAGAGCCAUCUUCUGGUGUCUUGGGUCAAUUCAUAGGUCAGUUAAAGUAUCAUGUUGUUGAAAUGGACAAAAAUGUUAUAAAAGUCAUAAAAAUUACAGGUGUCAAAGGAAUGCUCUCCUAGACAUUCUGGUUGGUUUAGUUUUUUGUUUGUUCGUUUGGAAUUGAGUCACCUCGUUCUUUAUAAGAAGAGGGUCUGCCUUGCCUUCUGCAGUCCUCCUGUAUGUAAGCACCACAGUAUUUGAUUGCUUUUGACCAGUUGUACAUCCUAAACCAGAAAGGAAGGCUUUUGGCUAGGUAUUUGACAGUCAAAAGAAUAAGCGUUUAUGCUGUAGCCAGAUGUGAGAAAGAUCAUCUGGCUGCCGACUGGGUCAAACAUUCCUGAGGGCGUAGCACACCUUCGAGCUUUGUAUCCAGAGUGAGGAGUCCUGACAGCUGUGUGUGAGUGGAUAGCAGGCUCAUAGACACCGGUCGGUCAUUUGCUCACCUUCUCUUCAGUGAGUUACUUUUCAAAGGAACUCUCAGGUGGCCAUUAGUCCUCUUUGAAAAUACAUAGUCUUGGUAGAGAGCGCUUACUUGUAGAGAGCGCUUACUUUACCGAUUUCUGUUCUUGUGCUUAUCGGCGCAGCAGGAGCCAAAGUGGAGACCAUUGCAUACUGGAACAACUAGGAUCGUGCAUUUGGGUGUUUUUUAUUUUGGUGUUGUUUGUGGUGGUGCUUGACACAAGGACCCAGGCAUGCUGGGCACGUGCGUCACCACUGUGGCGCAUCCGAGCCCUGUGGUGUGUUUUUUGAGGUUAGAUCUUACUGAUGCAAGUUUUCCGUCUAUUUCUUUAAAAUAAAUUCAGUCGCUUCGUGUGUGUGAGAGAACGUGAUUUGGAUUCUCAAUGGCGGAACUGUGCGAGCUCUUUGCAUCUCGUCUUCUGUCCUCUGAGAAAUGAAGAUACGACAGGGACCACGGCACACGUGCACAUGCGCCAGCCAGUGUGUACCAUAAUUGGCACAACGCUGGAAACAUGCAAGGGCUUAAUGAGUGUUUACUCUUGAUUUGUUUAAAGCAACAUGCACUUUGCAGAUGCAGCUAAUUACAUGGCUUCUAUUCCAAGGCACUGGGAAUGCAGGGGAGAGUCUACCAGCUUCAAGGAUCACGGGGAGGUGAGGGUAAGAAACCCUUGCCAGUUCUGAUGAGUUCAGUCCACCUGCAGGGCAGAAAGAGCUCCUCACAGCCCCACCCCCACUCGCAUCCCCACCAAAGAGCACAGUGUAAGUUAGAUGGCAUCCUGUGGGUGCCUCCCUCUAGGCAGUCAGGGUCUCCAUGUGUCUCAGUAGUUAGGGGCGGGGUGUCUUUGAGCCUGACCCCUUUUGGAGUAAGUCGUAUAUAAGGAACAAGUUUGCAGCCUAAAGGUUCUGUUUCUUCCCAUUGGUCCCCUGAGCUUUCAUGCCCUGAAAGAAGGAGCUUUUGUGUUUCCAAUAUAUAUUUAACUUUCCUUUGCCUUUGAUUCUCUCUCUCUCUUUUUUUUCCUUAACAGCAAUUUACAAGAGCAAAUUCAAUUUGUAAUGCUGCAAAGGAAAGGGGUUUUUCACUUUGUAUGAAUAAAACAUUAACAGUGUUUCAUUUUGCCGGGGAAAACAAGGCCAUUUCGCAUUCUCUUUGGUAACGGUCCUCGCUGAGAAAAUGGCAUCUCUUGGGGGUGUUUCUUGAUGUGGUUAAAAUGAGUAAGGAAAGUGUGUAUGCCAGAAGGGCACAGACCUUCCCCAUAGAGCACUGCACCCCACUGAGCCGGGAAACUUCAGUUUCUGCAAAUGUUUUGGGUCCAGUGUUUUUCUUACAGCUUUCAAGUGAGUUCAGUGUCUUUGUAGCUUCUUGGGUAGUCCCUUUACUCUGGACGAAGAGGUCUCCUGGGGGAGAUGGAUGAUGAUGUCCCUCCCACUGUCUUCUCUGGCUGGGUCCCAAAAGCCUUUUGAGCAGGGUAAGGCGUGGGAGUUGCCUCUAAUGUUGGCUCUGUGGGGUUUGCUUAUAGGGUCUCAGUUCUGACUGCAGCUUCUUCCCGGCUUAAGGAGGGGGCUGCCUUCUUCGUUAGGGACCUGCUUGCUUUACUGCCUGGAAAAGCGGGGCUGCCUCCUCCUCCUCCUUGGCCACAUCACAUUUUGACUCCUUUAAUCACAGUGAGACAAACAUGGAGACCCUCCUUCUCCCAGAGACCAAGUCUGGUAAGGAAGCUUUGUGUAUUCCCCAAAGUAGUGAUGUGCAAUGUCCUCGUCACUGUGUGGAAGAAGGCGUCCUCAGGCGUAUUGAUGGCACUAAGAGAGAUGACCCUUCUCAUUGGGUCUCCAUGAGCCUGCCAGACCACCGUUCCAACAAUAGGUAGAAGGGGUGUGGCCUCCCUGUUUCAAAGGCCUAUGUAGACUUUAAACUCAGCAUUUUUACACAAUGGGAAGCAGCUUUCCCUUAUUCCAAAUAGAAGUAUCAAACAUUUGUGAACCCAUCUCUCAACCUCAGGGAACUUUUAGCAGAGACUUCCCGCUUUUUCCCAAUGGCAGAUAUGAUCCCAUCUUCUAGGACAGGGUGCCGAGAUCCUGUAUCCAUUGGCCAAAGGCAGUUGAGCCUGGUGAUCCCUGCUGUCUCCUGUGAGGGAAAGGGACAGAUGGGACCAUCAGAGUUUCAGAUCUCAUUAAUGGGAAGCUGUCAUGUUGGUGUAGCUUGUAAGAUAUCCAGAGUGUAACGUCUCAAGCAGUGGCUCUAAGCCACUGUGGGUAGCGACCCCUUUGGCAAACCCCCAUCUCCACAAAUAUUUAUGUAACGAUUCCUAACAGUAGCAAAAUUACAGUUAUGAAGCAGCAAAAUGAAAUAAUUUUACAGUUUGGGGGUUCCUGCAACAUGGGGAACUGUAUUAAAGGGUCGCAGCAUCAGGAAGGUUGAGAAGCUCUGGUCUAGAGUCAACCUGGGAAACUGUUAAACCAGGUGACAGAUCCUUUUCACACCCUGACCCCUCCCUCUCUGAGGCUUUGGAUUGCAAUACUCUCUGUGUUACUCAGCUUUGUGUGAUAAAAUGUCUUAGAUAAUUAAUUUUUUAUAAAGGAAAGGGUACCAUGGUCCACGAUCAGCUGGCACCAUGGCCCUUAGGACUACGGCAGGGUGGCCCUACAUCUAGAGGGAGCUGUUUCCCUCACCAUGGCUGGGAAACCAAAGGGGGGAAGUGUCCCCAUCAGAGUCACGUUCCCAGGGCACCUUUAUAUAGCCCCUACCUCUUAAAGGCCCAUCUCUCCCCAGCAGUUCUAGGGGUAGAGGACCAAGCCUUUGCGUGGACUGUGGAGGUGUGGGAUGUGUCUCAUCCCCGUCAUGUGAAGCUCACUUUGGGAGAGCUACUCGGGGCAGUAGGCCCAUCUGUUCACGUUAGCGGCAACACUAAACUGCUGGGGUUUGUUUAUUAAGAAAAAUGUGCCUGCAUCCAACGAGUAAUGAUUGUAGGUAGAGCCGCAUUGGGCCCUCUCUCAUGAAGAUAAAAGUUCCCCAUAAUUAAGAGUCGCCGUCAUGUGUAUGGAGGCUUCUUAGCGGCUGGUCCUGCGUUCUUACUCAGGUUGAAUGUGUACCCUGUGAAACCGUGAGUGCGGAUGUGGUUUGCACAGCACACCUCCCUAGAUAUCCCUUCUCUAGCUGUAGUGGUGACUGAUUGUAGGGUCUUCGCUUGUCACAAGCAUUCCCCAACUGUCGGAUGAUUAUCUUUGGCUUCCUUGUUCUCUCUGGCUUUGAUCCCAGGAAAUCUUUGUCCCCUGAGUGUAGAGUAAAGGAUUGUGCCUGGUGUCCCCUUCCCUCCCAGGUCACCUGCAGUGGGUUUUGUGAGGGACUUUGGUUCACGUUGCUUUCAAAGGCUUUUUGCCACACAUAGCACAUCUUCCGGUUUCCAGUUUUGCUGUUUUGUUUUCUUUUUCAAACACUGCUCAUUUCUGGUUGGACCUUGAUAGUACUAGAAUUAUUUAGUUAGGAAGAGAAAAUAAAAUGAAUUCCAGCUGCCCCCCCCCACCAUCCCCUCAUUCCUUUGCAGUACUUGAUACUGAACCCAGGGCCCCACCAUGCUAUGCACCUUACCCCUGAGCCAUGUCCCCAGCCCUCGCUCCACUUUUUACUGCAGGACUUGCGUCUCUUCACUGCUCAGUCUGGCCUUAAGCUUGCCCUUCAACCCCUGACUAAACCGUAUUGAGCUCUACUACAUUGGUCUCACAGUCUGGUAUAUUGGGGGAGGGGUGUAGCCUGCUCUCACUGUAACAAAAUGCUGAGAAUAAUUCCUUUUUAAAAACAGAAUUAUUUUGACUCAGUUCAGCUCCACAAAACUCCUCCAGAUAUCUCUAUUUCAGUAUCCCCCAACCUCUUUUCUGGGUUCCCCGAACCAUAAAGAUCAGAGCCCUGUCCUGGGAUGUCUGCCCUCAUGGGAGUUUAAUGUUCUCUUCAUGGCCUUUGAGUUACCAGCUGCAAUUCUUCCUUCUCCCUGUUCAAAGGACUGCUGCUGUUUUGGCUUUCUGGAUGGUCCUGCCUGCACUUAAAAACGAACUGGCAGGAUGGACGCAGACAGGCACCUGGGGUCUCUACGGCAGGCACCUCCACAUUGGCAGGUUUCCUCCAGAGGAAUCAGUGGCAGGUUCACAGGUCAGCCCUCACUAACCAGGAAACCCCUUGCUCCCGCGGAGGUCACACAGUGGCGAUUCCUUGGCAGGGACUAGAGAAGCAAGGGUCUUUUAGAUCUUCACAGUCUUUGUCCAAAUUAUCAGCUAUGCCUAAGCAACAGUUGUCUUAUGGAAACCCCCGACAGUUGGGGAUGCUAUGUUCCCUGCCUGUGGAUCCUGUUCCCCUAACCCAUCUGCCUUGUCUGGCCUCAGUGGGAGAGGAUGGGCCUAGUGCUACAGUGACUUGAGGUGCCAGGGUUGGGUGAUACCCAGGGAGGACAUUGUCCUCCUCAUUAGUGAAGAGGGUGUUGGGGAGGAGCUGUGUGAGAGGAGGCCUGGAAGAGAGGGUAGCUGCAAUAGGGAUGUAAUAUAAAUAAAUAAGUAUAAAUACAUGGGAAAAAAGAAAUAAAAUACAAUAAAGCUACACACUGAGGAAAAAUGAGUUAGCACAGACUAACGUGGGCAGCUGCUUGUACAGUCUUGUCAUGUCGUGGGCAGGGAGGGGCCAUGCAGCUUUCCAUGACUGUGACAAAACACCCGAGACAAUGGCCUUUAAAAAGAGGAAAGAUUUGCUCUAGCCUGUGACUAUUUGGGUCCGUUGCCUUUACAUCUUAGUUAUGCAUUCAUGGUGGGAAUAUGUGGCCAGGAAGCAAAGAGGGUAACCAGGAGCCAGGGUCUUCAUAUCCCCGGAAGAGCGUGUCCCCAGUGACCUUUCUUCCUCCCACUAGACCCCACUCUUAAAGGUUCCACCACCUCCCACUGCUGCCCAGGGUGGAGUCCGAGCCCUUAGCACAUGAGCCUUUGGAAGACAUUUUAUGUUCAAAUUACAACACAGGGCACUUGAGAGAGCUGCUUUAAGUGAGUGACUGUGGCUACUCUUCUAUUUAGCUAUACCAUACUGUGUCUCAGUGUGCAUAUUGGGAGUGGGGUUUCAGUUAGCUUUCAAUCACUAUGACAAAAUGUCUUGAAAUAAUCACCUUUAAUAGAUGGAAGGUUGCUUUAACCCAUGAUCACUUAUUUCCAUUGCUUUCAGCCCUCACUUGUGCUGUGGCUGUGAUGGUUUGUAGAUGCUUGGCCCAGGAUUCCCUGGCACUGUUGGGAGGUGUGGCCUUGUUGGACUAGGUGUGUCACUGUGGGUGUGGGCGUUAAGGCCACAUCCUAGCUGCCUAGAAGUGAGUCUUCUUCUAGCUGCCUUUUGAACAAAAGGUGGGACUCUCAGCUCCUCCAAUCCUAUGCCUGCCUGGACACUGCCAUGCUCCCACCUUGAUGAUAAUGGACUGAACCUCUGAACCUGUAAGACAGCCCCAAUUAAACAUUGUCCUUAUAAGAGUUGCCUUGGUCAUGGUGUCUGUUCACAGCAGUAAAACCCAAACUAAGCAACACUUGGGCCAAGGAGACUUCCUUUAUAAAUAGGUAGGAUUGGUCGAUAAAAGUAGGUAUUUCUGCCUGAGAUGACAAGGAGUUAGUAGUAAUGAGACAGUUGCUUGUUUGUUUGCUUGCUUGAUUUUUUAAAGAUUUUUUUAAAAUUAUGUCUAUGGGGUGCGUGGUCGGGUAUGUGCACAUGUGUGCAGUGCCUGUGAAGGCCAGAAGCAUCGGAUCUCCUGGAGCUGGAGCUCCAGGCAGUUGUGAGUCAUGUGAUGUAGGUACCGGGAUCUACCUCAGCUCCUUUGCAAGUGCAGCACGCACUUAGAACCACUGAGCCAACCGGCCCCUCCCCAUCCUCCCCCACUUUAGCUUUUUUAGCUAAUCUGAAAGUUCCCUAUAUUUUUGCUUCCCCAUCGUUGCUUUUUUUUUUAAGAUGUGAUUUACUGGGUCUCUGUAUGGGAGAUUGUUUCCGAGAUUGAAUCCAAUCGAGGAUUCUGUGAGCCAGGCAGUCAUGAAAGAUUGAUGGACCCCAAGCUCUGCUGAUGAAAGUUUAAUCUGGGGUAUCUGCCACCAUGCCUCAGGGAGAGAAGUCUUUGGAGAAAGAAUAAUAAUUCUCUCCCUGUGCCACAGGACUGUCGUGACCUCUAGAGUUAAUUUCUUUUUAAUACAACCUCAGGGUAAGCAGGGGCAUCGGGAUAUACCUGACCAUCCUGCCGACUUACAUUGUAGUGGCCUCCUUGCCGCCUAUCAAUCACGACGAGGUGUUCACUGAAGUUAGAGCAUAGAAUAACCUUUAAAGAAAGACACUGUAAGUGACUGCCCAGAAACGUCCCCUCAGGGAAUUCAGGUGGGCACUUUCAGUCGGGCAGUCACCGUGAAACUGUCACUAAUAGUGACUAUAGCAGCCAAAUCCCUCAUGCAUCUCAGUGGUUCUGGCUCUGCUGACUGCUCUGUUUCUUGUUUCAGCACCAGACAGGGGCUUGCCCUGCUGUCUGUAGAUGAUGCAAAAAAGUUCAGGGAUCCCUGAAAAACAUCCAUCUUUUGAGUCCUGAGUCCUGAGCCAAGUGAUAAGUUGGUCUUUGGGGAUGCAAAGGGGAGGAGAUGUUCUUGACUACGACCAUUUUCUGAACCAGUCUUCAAGGCACCCUCUUGGACCGUUCCGAGUAGUCUUGGUUGGAGCAUUGGUUGAGCCACUCACAUGAGGUAGUCCCGUUGGUGGCCAGCUGCAGUUCUCCGUGGAAGGCCUGCUCUGAGGGUUUUAGUGUCACAGCCCUUCAGAUGGUACUCAACGGAACAGCUCUAUUGGAUGAUCGUCAGGGAGACAGCUGGUGCACUUGCAAUUUAUUCAGGGUGAAGAGAGGCUGUGUGUGAACCUUGGAGAGUGGGAAGGAGUUUUCGGGGUGAAUGUGAAAUCAUUUGGCUGGAGCUUAACUACUAUGCAAGCCUCAUUUGUAUGGAGAGGUAUGCCAGGAUUUUUGGGUACUUGCUGAGCAAGUUCAUACCGGGCAAAGAAGUUGUUGAACUUGUAGGUUUGCCAAGGGCUACAUGGCCUUCCUCAGGUGGACAGUGUGGGGAUCGGGCUCCACAGAUAAGGUCAGAGAAGGGGAAAAAAGGAAGUCUUCACUUUGGGACAGACUCACAGGAGCUAUCUGGGCAUGGUAGACUUUGAGCUUUGACCUUUGAGGUUUUCCACCACUCACAUAAACGAGGAUGAGUGACUAAGAGCAGAGGAAGUUUGAGCUCUCGUGGGCAGAGCAUCACUCUACUACAGCUCAUGUCCCAGAAGAUAUGCAUGCCCUGAGCCCUCCUUCCUGCCAAUGAAUGUUCUGUUGCCGCUUUUCAAAACCAGUUGUCACCUCGAGAGCUUUGAUCUCAAAUGUAAUCACUCUGAGAUUUUUAACUUCCUGUUGAAUGCAGUGAGUAAGAAUGGCUUGGGAGCCUCUAGGGACGAAGGACUUGAGAGCCUAGGUUUGAGCUCAGAGAGGAUCACCACGGGCAGUUAUAUGGAGGUCUGGGAGCCAGAACAGGUCAAGAGGAGGAACUGGAGUGGGAGUCGCCAUUUGAAAACCAGUUUUGGUUCUGUACUUGAGCUGUUGGGGGAACAAAGUUGGAGAUGGUUAUGUAGCUCCUAUGGUAGAGUACCUACCUGCCUACAGUGCACAAAGUCCUUCAUGGAGUCUCCAGCAAUAUCAAUCUACUGGGGUAGAACAUGCCUGUAACCCCAGCUCCUAGGGAUGGAGGCACGAUUAGUUCAAAGCCGCCCUUAGCUUCACAGAGAGCUUGAGGUCAGCCUGGGAUACAUGAGACCCUGUCUACACAGACAGACAAGCAAACAAAGCCAGGUACAGGAGUACACAUCUUUAAUCUCAGCACUCGGGAGGCAGCAACGGGCAGAUCUUAAUGGAUUUAAGGCUCACGUGUAGUCCCAGGCCAGCUAGGACUACAUAGUGAAACUCUGUCUCAAAGAAAAAAAAUUGAAAGAAAUUUGACACGGACAGUGUGCUGGUUUGAAUAUGCUCGGCCCAGGAAGUGGCACUCUUAGGAGGUGUGGCCUUGUUAGAGUGGGUGUGGUCUUGUUGGAGGAAGUGUGUCAUGGUGGGGGUGGGCUUCGAGACCCUCCUCCUAGCUACCUGGAAGACAAUCUUCUGUUUGCCCUCAGAACAAGAUGCAGAACUCUCAGCUCCCUCAGCACGAGUGUCUGCCUGGUCAGUACCAUGCUUCCUGCCAUGAUGAUAAUGGACUAAUCUCUGAAACUGUAAGGCAGCCUGGAUUAAAUGUUUUCCUUUAUAAGAGUUGCCUUGGUCAUGGUGUCUCUUCACAGCUAUGGAAACCCUGACUAAGACAGUCAAGAUUAUUGUGCCCUUGACUGUCUGUGAAAGUUGUGACUUCCUGGUUCACUGUGACGGUAGCCAAUAAUUUGAAAUCCCUUCAUGGAGCUCCUCAGAGAUAUCCAAACCUUCCUCAAAAACCAAUGUGUUUCAGAGCCCCCAGAACAGCAUGGCAUGUCCCUGAGCUUCUCACUACCAGACUGAGUGCAUAGGUGUCAAAGCUGGGAAUUUAAGCCCAUAGCAGAUGGUGCUUGGAAGAGUUGGGUUUUGAUAAAGUACAGUGAGAAUUUCUAAAUAUGAUCCUAUAAGGAAUUCCUGGCCAGUCACUUGAGUUGCAACACUGCUGUCCUCCAGCCUGCUUGGGUCACCAAGGCUAUACUCUCCCUGCCCUCCAAUCCUGGCCUCAGCCUCUCCAAGGACAGGAGAGUCAUGCUUCCCUCCCUCAGAGUUCACGACCUUUGGAUUCAGGUGUCACAUCCCAGGUUUCAAGGUUAUAACUCCAGCUGGGCACGCCUGUCUUCCAGGCGUCUUCCUGGAAGAAUGCUCUUAGAAAAUUAAAGGGCAAAAGGGAAGGAACAAUGGCCAGGAGUUGAAAGCCAUCUUGCUUCCCUACAAAUGGUACCCUGUUUGCAUCUCUCCAUGUGGCACAUACCCAGCCCUGGUGUCUCGUGUGUAGAGAGUUGGCCAAAGCUAUAUCCAGUGCCAGUAUCCAUCAGCAGGUGAACAGGAAGUGUCCAGACACUGAUUCACACAGUGACAUGCGGACUCUGGAGAUAGCUGUACCUGGUGAAAAAAGAAACAAGACCCCCACAUAACACAAAAAAAUAAUAUAUGGCUUUGUUAAUAUAAAAUCAUUAAAAUUGUUAAUAUAAAAUAAAAUUAUUAGGGGGGAAAAAAGGCCAAGUGAACUAUCCAUUGGUUACAGAGGGUAGAGAUUACAAAGUCCGCAGAAGACACUUUGGAGAAAAUAAAGAAUUUAGGGCAGUUUGAAAUUUAAGUUUAAAAAAACUUACUAAGUUAAAAUGCAAGAACUUGAUAUAACGUGUGCCUUUUAUUGUGAGCCACUGAUUCAUUUUGGAAAGCAAGGAGAAUACAAAGUUUCAUAAAGAAGCAGAGUGGGUUUGUAGUAACCCAUCGCCCAGUAAGGUGUUUAAAGGAUCUUUCCUACUUCCCCCAUGUCUCGGGUUGGGAAGCAGAGUGUCUCGGGUGUUCUUUUCUUCCCUGUAAAGUUCCUAAGUCAUAAAGCGAAUGGCAGAGCUAAAAAAUGUCUCCCUACAUCCAGUUAGUAUUUAUUGACCAAUCCAAGUGACACUUUUGGCUUUCUAUGUGAAUUAAAGAAUCAUAGAACAUGACGGAAAGCACAGCCCGCCUCCAGAGGUGCUCGCCAGCUCGCUCACCAGUCUAGUUUCCGCCGCCAUCAUCGGGAAUUCCAUUUCAAAGACAAGCGGAGAUUACCGAAGGCAUUAUAUGUAACAGAUGGAGGGAAAUGUCUUAAUAUAUUUUCCCUACAAAUUCAGUGGCCUGCAGUCAUUGUCUUGUGACCCUUUCAUGCCAAAAGGAAAUGGUCUGAUUUAUCUCCACCUACCCUCUGGCUUAAUAGUUGCUUUGUCUUUUUUAUUGAUGUAACAGAAGCUGUGGAAGAUAUUUAUAGGAAAGAUAAACCCAACGCUAUUCAUUGAAUUCACUAAGCUGGGGGUUGAAAGUAAAAGGAAAAGUUUCUUAAGGUACGGUUGGGAAGCCGUCCGUACUGUACCAGUGGGAGUAGGGAAGGACAGUCUAUGCCUCAUCUUCAAAGUUUGGUCCUGAUGAGGUGAGUUUUAAUUUUGCUCUCAUUUUCAUUGUAAUGGGGGAUUGAACCCAGAGCUUUGCAAUGCUAGACAAGUUCUCUGCCACUGAGCUAUAGCCCCAGCAUAAAAUUUGGGUUGCUGGCCAUUCUCUUAAGUUUUGGAACCUCCUUUCAGAACAGAGGACUAAAGAGGCUUUUCGUGAUCCAGAAUGGGAUGCCAGAUAUUUGCCUAUUUCAUUGUAAGUCAGCCACGUUUGGUCGGGUGCGCUUCGAACUGAUGUGUUGUAAGAGCGAUGUUCUUCAUGCCUCUUUCCUACCUCCAGGUGUCAACCUGUGUGAUUCCAUUUUCCUCCUCAUCUUUCUUGUUUGUGGAACAUCUACAUCUCCUAGGAUUUUUUUUUUUUAAGAUUUAUUUAUUUUGGGGUUGGGGAUUUAGCUCAGUGCUAGAUAAGCGCAAGGCCCUGAGUUCGGUCCUCAGCUCCGGGAAAAAAAAAAAAAAAAGAUUUAUUUAUUUUAUGUAUACAGUGUUCUAUCUGCAUGUACAUCUGCAGGCCAGAAGAGGGCAUCAGAUCCCAUUACAGAUGGUUGUGAGCCAUCAUGUGGUUGCUGGGAAUUGAACUCAGGAACCUCUGGAAGAACAGUCAGUGCUCUUAACCACUGAGCCAUCUCUCCAGCCCACCCUCUGAGGAUCUUUUAAAUAUGCAUUUUUAAGCCCUCACAGUCAGUGGGCCAACAUGCUUGGCUCCAAAGUGCAGGCAUGAACCAGAGCUUCAUAGUCCUGCCCAGAGGGCGUAUUGCACUGGGUGCUUGAGGCAAGUGACUAUGAGUUCCAUGAAGCACUUUGAGAUCCAGCUAUCAAGCAUGUAGACAUGUUAGGCAACACUGGGAACACUGGUGUUUUUAUGACUUAACCCUGUCCCCACCUCUUCCAUAGCCUUUCCAUAAGCAUCUGUAUCAGUCCGUGCAGGCUGGCAUGUGCUGCAGUAACAACUAAACCAAAUACCUCAAUGAUUUGAAGCAGCGUCCUUCCUGUUGAGCGUCCACUGACAGUCAGAGGGAGGAAGCACUUCUUGCAUUUGUCCUUAUCCAGGGCAUAGUCAUUCAAGUAUUGCCAGCUGUUCUUACAGCUUCUACCUAGAAGUGACGUUUCUUUAGGAGCUGCCUCUUAGAUAUCACACCCUGUGAGGUCUGUCUUCACCGCAGCCGUGUGGUCCCCUUGACCUUCUGGGUCACACUGCAGGUGUGAAGGCUCCCCAGGCUGGACUGUCAAUUCCUUGACAGUCAGUCAUGUCCUAGAGUCACACUGGACAUGACUGAACACAACACAGGCCUCUGAGCCAAUGCUUUAAAGUAUUUGAAAGUCUGAUGAAGGAAAGAAGAGAAUUAUCAGGAGUGUGUGCACGUUCUGAUGUGUGUGCUUUACACGUUACUUGGGGUUGUCUGCUUGAUCGUUUUUAGCCCUUACAGAAACUUAGCACAUGUUGUACUCCAUUAUAGGUGAAGAAAAUAAAGCCUAUAUUUUUACAUGAAUUGUUCAGUGUCGCACCAAACCUAGUCUGGAAUCUUGACCUGUAACUGCUAGGCCAACACUGGACCAGUACAUCUUAGUUUUCAGUGUGAGUGCACAGUUGCCUUACACUGAGGACUAUGAGCAAGUGUCCUCAGAUGAGGCACUGGGGGUCCCUGGCCAGAACCGGGCAACAGCAGGUCAGCGUGUGCGCUCCCUGCAGCUGUCUCAGCCAGUUGUCACAGACUCGAUGGCUGAAAGCAACGGGAAUUCACUCACCCAGCUGAGUCAAAGGGAGGACAGGGCUGCUCUUGUUCUGGAGACUCCAGGGAAAAGGCUGUCCCUGACCCCUCCCAGCCUACCGUUGUCAUUCUUUCAUGGGGUCAUGUCACAUCAGCCAACCUCAACUGUCACAGUACACUAAUAGUUCUUAACCUGACCCCAUCUACAAAAUGCACUAUUCCAGGCUGGAGAGACAGCUCAGCGGUUAAGAGCACUGACUGCUCUUCCAGAGGUCAUGAGUUCAAUUCCCAGCAACCACAUGGUGCCUCACAACCAUCUGUAAUGGGAUCUGAUGCCCUCUUCUGGCCUGCAGGCAUACAUGCAGGCAGAAUGCUGUAUACAUAAUAAGUAAAUAAACCUUAAAAAGCAACAACCAAAAAAAAAAAAAACCCACUAUUCCUUUCAGGCAUCACGUACCUACAGGUCUCAGAGAUGGGAGCUGGUCUCUGGAGUUGUUUUGGGGGCAGGGUGGGGGUGAGGGGGUUCAUGUUCCCUUCCCCAUUGCUCACCUGCCCUGCUCUUGCACCCCCCCUCCACUCUCUCCCUCAUGGCGCUACCUGUCCUGGGAGCAUCACUGGGAUAAGAUGCACUCCAGGUAGAUUCCACAACCAGCCUUUCCGUGCCCAUCUGACCGUGGGCAACGUAACCCUCUGUACCCCUAGGUAGUGAAGGAAGCCUUAGAGCCUGCAUGCAAUGGGGUGCGAGAUAAUAGUAAGAUUCUAACCCUCCCACAGCACGCCCACCCUCAACUCUACUCCUCUGCACGAUGGUGCUGGGUGCAGUGGGCUGGAGUCUGGGGGUUGCCCGAGAACGUUCCUACCACGCCUCCUCUAUUUUAUUUUUCCCCGGGGCGGCUAAAGCAGAAUGUUUGUGAACUAAUUCAUCAUCCUUUCCCAGAAGGCUUAUUUCAUUUCAUGGGUGAACAGUUCUUGCUCGAGAGCUGUAUCUUCUUCCCAGUGAUGUAUAACAUGAGGUGGUGUCAGCCUUAAGUCUGUAGACAGGUGAUGCUCUUUCUCCCUGGUGCUCAGUCUGGAAGCCUGGGCAGCACAUGUGUUCAUGGGUGCUUCAGGGGACACACAGGCACACAGCAGAUUCAGGCCUUCGCCUGCCUCGGGCCUUUCUAAUUCCUUCAUUUCCUUCUAUUUCCAGGGCAGCUAAAACAAUGUUUAUGAGCUAAUUCUAAUCAUCUUUUCCCCUUCUAGCUAUCUAUGUAUGUAUAUAUGAUGUAUGUAUGUAUAUAUGUAUGUAUGUGUCUAUCUAUCUAUCUAUCUAUCUAUCUAUCUAUCUAUCUAUCUAUCUAUCUAUCUAUCUAUCUGAGAAAGGGUUUCUCUGAGUAGCCCUGGCUGUCCUAGAACUUACCCUGUAGUCCAGGCUGGCCUCAGAUUCAGAGAUCCGCCUGCCUCUGCCUCCCAGCUCCUGGGAUUAAAGGUGUGGGCCACUCUACCCAACUGUACUUUCCUAUUUCUAAACUCACAUGCAGAACCUGGUAUCUCAGCAGUCAAGAAUUCUGAUAAUAAGUAAUAAAUAUUAUAGAUAAUACAUAUUUAUAGGAAAUAGGUCCAGGCAUCAGAAUAAGCAGUUGUAUAAUUAUCAAGAAAAGAACACUCAGCAGGUUAGGGUAAACUCUAAGUUUAGACUAUUCUGGCUACAUAGUGACUUCUAGGUCAGCUGGGUUUCCGUAGUGAAGCCUGUCUAAUGAUGGUGGUGAUGGUGAUGAUUAUGAUGGUGGUGGUGGCGGUGGUGGUGGUGGUGGUGAUUAUGAUGGUGGUGGUGGUGGCGGUGGUGGUGGUGGUGGUGGUGGUAAUAGUCAUCAAAUAAACUGAUACAAAGUACAAACUUCGAAGCCUGGAAGCCAUUUUUUCCCUCAAAGGUUGUUAGCUUUACUGUAUUCACUAUCUGCCUUUAGAAUCUAAAACUAUAGCCUAGUUUGUUUAGAAAAUGGUCUCUUCUGACAUUUCCCUUAUAUUUAGGACAUUUUAUCCCAGUGCUAAAAUCUUGAUACAGGUUACACUCCCAUCUCUGACACGGUGACGUUAGUAGUGUGAGACAUUGAAAACUGUGAUAUUAAACCUAGGUUGUUUUACUGUUAGUCAUGUCCUCCAUGGCUGUAGAAUAGGAUGACAUAGGUGUGACCCACUGUAACUGUGGAAUGUGCAUCGUGGCCAUGGACUUCAUUUAGACCCUUAGACUCUUUGACUGCCCAGCAUCAUUGAAUAGCAGUGACUUUUACCAUGGGGGGGAAAAACAAACUGAAUUCUUGAGUCACUUGAAUACUUACUGUGAUCUUGUUUAAUCCUCACCGUCACCUUGGAUAGAUUUAGAGUCACCAUGGAAACAGAGGCGUGUCUGUGAGACUAUCUCCAGUGAGGUUUAACUAAGGAGGGGCAAACCCACCCUCAUCCUGUGGACUGGGGUCCCUGGCUUGGGGGAUGGGGUCAGGGAGCACAAGCACCAGCAUUCAUGGCUGUCAGCCUCCUGGCUGUGAACUUGGUGUAGCCUGCUGCCUUUAGCUCCUCCCACUGAGCUUUUUACAGAUGGGUUUUCCUAGACCCUUGUGACCAUACCUGCAGAGGGGAAAUGUUCUAUUUGGAACUUGGUCCGAAUCAACAGGGCCCUGAAUUUGUACCUCCCAAGAUACAAAGCACUGGGCAGUGCCAGAGUGACCAGGAACACCCUGUACAGCCUUUGUCGGGAAAGAGCCUAAGUGCAGUUUUGAAUGAUAAAUCCUUAAAGCAGGAACACUGUCUAAUGGGGCAUUGUCUAACAUUGUUGCAGAUGUUUCUGCAACAAUGUGGGCUUUUGUUUUGUUUGUGUGGUACCUAAAAGGACUGAACUGGAUUUUAAGGUCUGAAUUCCUAGUGUAUUGUCGGGCAACUUACUUGACCUUCUCCAACCCUUUGAUGAGUUUGCUCAUCUAAGAAUAGCAUUGCCAACCACUGAGGAGUAAUGGCGAUUGCUAUCCAGAGUCAAGGCGACACAGGCAUGGUGCAUGGGUGCUGUGUCAUGCCGGGCACCCACCCACCAUUUGCAGGUUCAGCCUGGAGGAAGGAGCUCUACUCUGCUGCCUGGGAUAGUCUCAUCCACAGCAGGAAAGUCUCCUCAAGGCUCUGACUUCAUCUGCACAGGCCAGCCCUGGUGUGGCUGCUUGGAUUGGUCCUGCCGCUCCUUCUGCCAUGCUUACAAUUAAUUGUCCAAGCGGCUCCCUCACGUUUGGACCCCCACUAAUCACAAGCCCAUCUGGCCAUCAUAGGCUGGGGGAGAAUGUAGCCACUCAUUUUGGUGUAUGUUUUUGGAGUUGUUUGCUAUUCAAAUUGAGAGUAACCUCAGACACACAGGGCUUCAUCUUGGAGAUUGAGGUUUUGAAGACUGAUAAUGUGGGAUCUUGCAUAAUGUCUCUGAAAGGCCCAUGUGGUAAGGUUUGGUCCCUAUGGUGGCACAACUGGGAAGUUGUGGAGGAAUUAAAUGGUAGGACUUAUAGUGGGGGGUAUUCAGGUCAUUGGAGGUGUCCCCUUGAGAUGGACUGAUGGACUCUUACUAUUCCUUCUAUUCUGCAUCCUGGUCAUGAGGUGCAUUCUGCCCUGCCACACACUCCCAUUAUAAUAUAGUGUCUUGCCACAGAUCUAAUUAUUCAUGGGCUAGAACCUCCAAAACUAUGAGCCAAGCAAGCUUUCUCUCUUUAUCAGUUGACUUGCUCUGGUCUUUUGUUAUAAUAACAGAAGCUGACCAUCACAAGGCCACUGUAAGUAGAAAACAACUUGAACAAUCUUAAGCAAAAGACACCUUGACUGUCUUCUGACUCUGAAGCUCAGAUGCAGUCAAGCCUUGUAAGACUCGAAGUCUUAACUACCAGGAGACCACCCCCAAGUGAGGCACGAGAAUGGAGUUCAAUGCAAAUGCAAGAGGUUUAUUUUUCCAGCACAUCGGGGUCGACCCUCAAUCAGCCCCUCAUGGUGAGUGACUAGAAGAUGACCCCAAAUGGCUAUAACAACCUGUUUUUAUAUUUAUUAGGGGUACAGGUUACAUCAGCAAGGUUACAGUUCAAACUUAUUGGCUAAGCAUAUUGACCUUUGAAUUUAUUGGCUGGCAAGCAUGGGCAGAUUAUGACAUGCAUUUGAACUCUUAUCUGGGACCUGAGGGUCAGGUGACUAUCAGUCUAUACUGAUAGUGGUUCUGUGGUUUUUCAAGAAUGUUCCUGUUCCUCGAAUGGGGUGGAGAAUGGAACUUGGCCUUGCCUCAACCUGAGGCAGGAAGCUGGAACCUGCCCUAGCCUUGGCGUGUAAGGCUGGCGAAAGCCCCUAGGGCCCGUCGGACCUGCACUCUGCUCUUUAUCUGCUUCUUGAUUGUUCUUAGUUCCUGAGAGGAAAUUGGAACUCAACACAGCCCUUGAUCUCAUUCCCUGUACAAAGUCCACCUCUUGAGAAACAACAGCCAGGGUCUUACAAUUUGUCCCUAGAAAAGGGGGCCAGGACAGACAAGUCAGCCAGUGUUCAAUGAGAAACCUAUUUCAAGAUUUCACCAGUGCAGCUAGGGACUAUCAGUUUGGGUUGCUACCUGUCCAUUACGGUCAAGUGCUGUGUUAGUUAAGAGAAGUUUCCUAUCUGGUUAUUUAUUGAUUUUGUUUUUGUGAGUUUUUUUUCAGUCUUCACAACACAUUUGGAGGCAGAUUUGUUAUGUAAUGUUUUUCAAAUAAUGUAGCAAGGCCAAAAGGAAACACAGACACACACACACACACACACACACACACACACACACACACACACACACUCUUUUGCAACAUAAGUCUGCAAGGCCCACUGAAAUGUUAAAGGUCUUUGUUUCUGAUAAGAACUAUGGUCCAGUGGGAUCCAGCUCAAGGGGAGGCCCCAAGGCUUAACACAUUACUGAGGCUGUGGGGUGCUCACAAAAAGGGACCUACCAUGACUGCCCUCCAAAAGACCCAACAAGCGGCUGAAAGAGUCGGAUGCAGAUCUGUGCACCCAACCAAUGAACAGAAGCUGCUGACUCUUCUGGUUGAAUUAGGGAAAAGCUGGAGGAAGCUGAGGAGGUCGACCCUGUAGGAGGACCAGAAGUCUCAAUUAACCUGAACCCCCGAGAUCUCUCAGACACUGGAUCACCAACCAGGCAACAUCCCCAGCUGAGAUGAGGCCCCCAACACAUGUACAGCAGAGGACUCCCAGGUCUGGGUUCAGUCAGAGAAGAUGCACCUAACCCUCAAGAGACUGGAGGCCCCAGGGAGUUAGAGGUCUGGUGGGGUUAGGGGUGGGGAGGUGAGGACAUCUUUGUGGAGACAGAGUGGUGGGGAGGAGGUAUAGGAUGGGGAACAGUCAGAGGGUGGACCAGGAGAGGAAUAAAAUCUGGAGUGUAUAAAAUUAAAAAAAAAAAAAAAGAACUACAUUCCACUUAUGGUUGAGCCUUGGUUCAGCCAGUGCUAGUUAGUGGCUAGUUAGUACACAAACAUCCUUGUUAUGUUAGCUAACAUAAAAGUGGGGUGGGUGCAGUUAGAGGCACCCUGUCUGAAAAGUAGCUAUGAAAGUUAACAGUUGUGGCUGACCAAAGGAGUAAAAUUGCUCUCUGGUGGUGAAAAGACCAAGCGGGUCUGACCGGUGCUCUGUACAUGGACAGAAUUUUGCUCGGGGCAAGUAAUUCAGCUGCCUUAUGUGACAUUCCUUCAGCUUCUACAGUGAUUGUGACCUUAGGGUGACUGACUCAGUCUCGUGGAUGCAUCAGGACCGUUUAAAUAUACAUCUCCCAUCCAGUUCAUAAGUCACGAGCCCAUUUAACUCAUCAUCACAGUCGGAGGGACUCAGAGGAGACAGGAGCAGGAGUGCUCACUUCCCUCCGUCGGGUUAAUCUUGACCCACUGCCCUGUCAGCUUUUCUGAGAUUCUGAAGUUAAAAUGGACAUUAAAACUGGUCACUGGGUUACUCUCUUCCUAAAAGGAAAUUGUAAGAGCUGCUUUAAUGAUGUAGUCGCCCCUCUUUUCCUCAUGUGCGUGUGUGUGCGUGUGUGUGCGUGCAUGUGUGUCCCAUAAUCCCCCAUGGCGCCUGAGGAUGGUGUGCAGCCAGCUGUGUUUCAUCAAGACCCCAGCUGAGCAUGAUGCAUGCUCCACGCUCACCAGACCAAAGAUGCUGCCGUCUCCCCUCUUUUAAGAGACUUACUGUUAUUAUUUUAAUUAUGUGUAAGUAUGAAGCGUGUAUCUUUAUGUAUGUAUGUACAUGACUGCAGUAUCCAUGGAGGCCAGAGGCACCUAAAUCCCCAUGGAGCAGGAGUUACCAGUGGUUGUGAACCAUCUGCUCUGCGGGCCGGGAGCCGAACCCCAGUCCUCUGCAAGAACAGUAUGCACCCUUAACCACCACGCCACCUCUCCAAACUUGUCUUCUUUAUCUUUUUAACAUAAACCCCAGAGACUGCCCAAGUUUUACAUCUCACACACCCUAGUCAGCCUCCUCACGACCGAUCGGUACAUUUGAAAGGAGCACAAGUUGCAAGGAAGAGAAUUUGUAGGUUUAGCAUCAAGAGUGUGGGUGAAUGGGAACACCAACACAGACAACAUGAGCUUCAUAUGUGAACUCUGUGGGGAACUUUAAUUGAAUGAACUCUGUAGAGUAGGCACAUGAAAAUCAAGUUGAUGUUAGCUUACCUGCUCAGGGGUCACAUUGUUCUUUGUGUGGGGAGGAAAGGGAUGAGGAAGGGGGAGAAUUAAUGUAUGGUAGGAACAGAACAUCUGGAGAAUGAGGUUUUGUGUCUCAGUCGGUAUUAAUUCAGUUCACUCAUUGUCUCUGAACCUCUGCUCACAAAAGGAGAGUGUUAGUAAAGUAGUUAUGGGAUGGAAGCACUGGUUAAGGGGGUGGAUCACUGGUUAAGAGUGUAUACUGCUCUUCCAGAGGACUAGAAUUCAGUUCCAACAUCCAUAUCAUGCACUGCUCACAACCACCUAUAACUCCAGGGAAUCCAAUGCCCUCUCCUGGCUUCCACAGGCUCAGGUGCAUGUGCACACACGUGCGUACUUGUGUGUGUGUGUGUGUGUGUGUGUGUGUGUGUGUGUGUGUGUGUGUACAGUAUAUACUUACCUAGACACAUAUACAUAUACACAUAUACAUCAAUAAAAGUAAAAUUUUAAAGGCAAAAUAAAGUGAAAAUAGCUAAUAUAAUGUAGCCAAGAGAAUGCUGUGUCUAAUAGCACAAUAGGACAAACCUCUGUGAAGGUAUAAAAUGUAACAGAAAUGCUAGCCUUUAGUAACUAGGCAAGGCUAGCAAGCAGUGUGCUAAUAGUCGCCACCUGAAGGAGACUCUUAGGCUUUGUGGGUCAUUCUGUCUGAGUCUCAGUUAUUCAUCUUCAUCACCAUUAGACAAACCCAGCCUUAGAAAAGAUACAAAUGAAGGCACACGUCUGCACUGUCAUAAAUCUUUAUUUACAAAGCAGGUACAGAAUGGUGCUGUACCAAAUUGAUCCCAAGUGACACUGCCCCUCACAAUUGGAACCUUACAGUGAGCAGGAAAAUAAGAUGAAUCUAGUAGCUAUAAAUAAUGUCUUCAUUUAAACAACAUUGAAGGGAGCUAGAAUGAUGGCUCAGCAGUUAAGAGCUCCGUCUGUUCCUAGAUGACCUGGGUUCACUUCCCAGCAUCCACAUGGCCCCACACAACCAUCUAUAACUCCCGUUCCGGGGAUCCGAUGCCCUCUCUGGCUUCUGCAGGCAAACAGAUGUGUGUGUGGAUGGAGAUGUAGGUGAAACACCUAUAAAAGAAAACAAACCCUACACACUUUGAAGAGUCCAAAUGCUGGACAACUGUACCUGCCCUGGUUUCUGUUGUCAGUGAUGUGAUUGAUUUCUCUUUGUGACAUUGGGGUCCCUGUGUGGGCCAGAGAAGCAAAGUCAAAAGAAGACAGGUUGAAGGCAGUUCUAGCCUGAAGCUUUAGCUCUUUCUCUUUUGUGCUUCUUGUGAGGGAAAUUACAGUAACAGAUCGUGCCAGCCCUACUCCGGGACUGAACCAGUGCAGCAACUCCAAAGAAUUGCUUUGUGACCACUGAGAAAUUAGAGUGGUUCCAUUUGGCAAUCUCACAAUUAUUUUUUCUAACAAUUACUGAUGUGGACAUGCUUAGAAACAUGGAAAACUCAGACAAGCUUAAAAUUUUAAGAAACCCAUCCACAAACAGUAGCCCAUGCAUCUUUAAAAGGGGCUGGUUGAUCCCAAACCUGAAUGAUGUAGCCGUGAGCAUCCUGGACAGGUUCUGGUUUAUAUUCUCUCCUAUUCUCUCUCUCUCUCUCUCUCUCUCUCUCUCUCUCUCUCUCUCUCUCUCUCUCUCUCUCUCUCUGUCUCUCUCUCUCUCUCUGUCUCUCUCUCUCUCCUCUUUCUCUCUCUCCCCCCUCCCCCACCCCGUGUGUGUGUGUGUGUGUGUGUGUGUGUGCAUGUGUGUGUGUGUGUGCAUGUGUGUGUGUGUGUGUGUGUGUGUGUGUGUGGUUUGGAUGUCACCCUGUUUUCACAUCUCUUGAGGAAAUGCUGCACAGGAGUGGGGUUGAUAACUGUGGUGACUGUCUAUUCUGUGUGAAGCAGCUGUUGUUCUGCCCUCUGAGAGCCGCUCAUGUCACAUUGUCCCCAGCCAACUCAGUUCAGUUCCUCACAGUCGCCACCAACACUUGGUAGCCCCUGAGUUUGUUUAUCAGGAGGUUUUGGUCACUCGUAUCUUAGCAAUCUGAAAUGUGGAGUGGUAACUCCUGUAGUUGGUUGGUUGCAGUAUUGGAGAUUACAAGCACUACCACUGUGCUGUCUCCCCUGUGCAUCCUGGUGGUUUUAACCUGCACUUACUUAACAACUCCAUGAUGCUACAAGCUUUCUGUGUGUUUAUGAAAACCAAAUACAUCCCUUGGCAAAGUAUUUGUUCAGUUCAUUUUCAUUGGUUUUGACCUUUCCUUCAGUAAUAGAGAUUGAACCCAAGGCCUUACACAUGCUAGACUCCUACCAUUUACCAUUGAUCUGUGAACCUUAACCACUAUCUGAGACCUUGCUAUGUAGCUUAGGUUGACCUUGAACUCAUGACUGUGCCGUCUCAACCUUCCCAGGCAUGUGCCAUCACACUGACUUAUUUGUUUUAUUAUCAUUAGCUGUAGGGUGAUGGACCAGGAGAGGAAGCCUGAUAAGGUCGAGCUACGGCUUAAAGCCCCAGCAACCUAGAAGGGACAGUAGGAGUUUCGCCUGCUCCUGACUCCAGGCCCCUGUCAUGUAGCCCCCCAUAGAGAGAAUUAUGGCCAUCAGUCACAUAGGGGCAGCACCCACAAGUCCUUCCUCAUGUAGAUGAAGCAUCUCAGAUCAAGCCAAUAGGAAGCACCUGCUGUCAGACCCACCCCACCCCAAAACUGUAUGUAAGAUCCUAUCCAGAAGGAAUAGAGGUGUGUGGGAAUUACUCUGUCAUCAGAGAAUGUUACUGCUCAGCUCAGCACAGCCAGGGCAGCGCCUCUAAGUGGCGCUGGGGCAGAGCAGCAGCAGUGGUGGCAUUUCCCCUCCCUGCUCGUGCCCUUUCCCCUUUGCUUGAACCCUCCUCCCUGGCCAGGCCAGAGGUCUCUGCGGAUAUCCUCCUGUACACAGAUCAACAAUUAGCUUCACUUAAAUUUGUCCGGAACUGGAAGCAAUACAAAUACCCACUCCCUGGUGAUGGAUAAGCUGCAGUACCGCCAAACAGACAGAAAAUGGAAUGGAGUGUUUUGCAAAUAGAAUUCUCAGUAGUGAAAAUAAACAAGCUCCUAACAGACUUAGCCAGUCACUAAGUCACAAAAAUGAGACUUUAAAAGCCACACACUGCAUAAUUCCAUUUCUAUGGCAUUUGGGGGAAAGUAAAAUUAUUGAGACAGAAACCAGAUGGUGGUAAGGUAUGGGGGAAAUACAUGGAGGCAUUCAUCUUGGGGCUGGAGAGAUGGCUCAGCGGUUAAGAGCACUGGCUGCGCUUCCAGAGGUCCUGAGUUCAAUUCCCGGCAACCACAUGGUGGCUCACAGCCACCUGUAACUUCAGACCCAAGGAACCUCUUCUGACCUCCUAGGACACAGACAUGCGCAUGAUACAUGUGGGAAAAGCAUGUAUACCCACAAAAAAAAAAAUACUUAUAAAAUGUUUUUAAAAGUAAUAAUAAUUUCUCUUGGCUUCACUCCCACGCUCCACCCAUGUCCUCCUGCCCUACAUCGUCCCGGUCAUGUGCCCUGAGUCAAGUGAGGCUUGAAUUUCUCACGUGGGGACACAAAUGUGGCUUUUCUCUAGUUGUGGUUGUGGAUGUCAGACAGCUGUUUCCCCUUCCCACAGAGCAUGGAGGCACCUGGCUGGCAUUGUCCCCUGCCUUUCAUUGUAAUACUGCUUUCCUGAGGAGAGAGGCCAGGGCUUGCAUAGGUAGGAAAGGAGCAGGACAGGUAAGGAAGGGGCUGGGCAGGUAGGGAAGGGGCUGGGCAGGGCUGAGCACCUUGGGAAUUGAGUGCUUCCCAGCUUCUAUCCCCUCAGUUGUUGGGAGUAUGGGAACUGUUGGUUGGCGGGGCUAGACAAUCUCUUCAUAGUCUCAUUAAUGCCAGGGAAUCGCCCAGUGUCUUUGGUCUAGUAGGAGGUUUCGUCUGCUGAAUAUUGCAUAAAGAAAAUGAGUUGUGCUUCCUGCUCGGAGCUUGGAACUCUCCCACAUACAAAGAUUUCUGCUAUAAACAGACAUUUAUUAUUAUAAAGAGCCUCUGCGUUGUAUAGGUCAGGACAGGCAAAGCCUAGACAGGACAGGAGACUAUCGUGGGGAGGGGGCAAACUUUCUGUGAGAGCGCUCAGUUAGAGAUUGUGUGCUAAAACCUGGAAGUCUUUUUGAUAAAGGUCAUGUCCUAAUCUGAAUGCAAGGCAUGCUUCCGUCUCCCAGAUUUGGUGUGGCGGAGUGGGGCUUCUUCCGCAAAUACACACCACAGCCUCCAGGAAUGAAUGCCUUCCAGGACAGCAUCCACUAACCUCGGAAUAUCCCUGGUCCUGGCUGAGCCCUUGGCAUCCGUCGCCCGGGUUCUUUGCAGUUCCGAACUGAAUUCUUUCCUGCCUUUUGCUUGAACUGUGGUAACUGUUUGCAUAAUUUGUACUAGGAUUCUUGCUAUUCAAAGUAGUCUAAUCAGCUGAAUAAGGACAUGCCAUCACCAGGUCCUUGACCAGGUCCCCCACCGCAGACCUCUGUGUUUUAGCCAAUCCCCAGAUGAUUGAAGCUUGCACACAAGCAAGUGUGAAAGGUGUUGAUCCCUACAGCAUCCCGCCCAGACAGGCAGAUCCAAAAUCAGGAGGAAACAUUACCUGCUUCUGAGCUCUGAGUGGAGAGGGGGGGUUACAGGUCUUGCCAUUUGUCCCCUGUCAACCACACAAGGUGCCUACUCUAGAACGGCCUUCUCCACACGCAGUACACAAGACACCUGCCUGCCUGCAGAGCUUUUGUGGGGUCCAGGAGAUGGGCUGCUUGUGUAAUACAGCAGGAACUCUGCUGCUGGCUUGCUCUCUCCACCCCCCACACUCUGCCCCUUCAUCGUAAGUUACUAUGCACAGCAUAAUGUGAGAAGCACAGGCCUGGGUGGGGCUUUGAUGAUGCAGUGUGACCAGAAGGGAAUACUUAAACCCAGCCUCAAGUGUUUGAGCGAACAUUCAGGGCUUUCCUCCUCCUAAUUUGAGGAAGAAGCUGAGUGGCUGCUGGUUGAAAGCUGCUUUGAUCUGAGGCAACGUAAACAUUUUCAGUGGAUGACUCGUAAGGACAGUUCAAAUUCAUACUCUGUAUUUCCUAGUAGCUCUCUUUCCAGGAGCGAAUGAGCAAGCUUUGUUCUGUAACGAGCUAAGAGUGUAAACGCUGUUAUGACAAUCCCUUGGUUUUCUUGUUUAAUGUUUACACUCAUCUAAUCAAACAAAUUGAAAUUGGAUUAUGUCUGUUGCACAUUAUAACAGCUAUUAUCCAGUUUAAAUGCAAGUCUGAAAGAAAUAAAAUUGAUUUUUUUUCCUGCCAUGCUUCUUGGAGAUGUAUCCUGGGUUAUUGGUAUGCUGGCUGUAUUUUCAGUCAGCUUUGUACGGGGGAGGGAAAGAUAAGUAGCCGCGGAGGGUUUUUUUUCCCCCUUAAUAUAUUAUGCAAAUAAACUGUAAUAUUUCGUUCUAAUUAGGGAGCACGACGGCUUGAGAGUUGGGUGAGCUGCUUCCCUGUUUUUAUAAAUCACGUCAGGUUUCUUCUCCUGUCAGAUUUUUAAAGAGGAUAAUAAUUUUCAGCCACAUUCUUAUUUUUAGAAAGAAAAAAAAGAUCCCCAGAAUAGUAGUGUGCUUUAUUAUACUAUUCUACUCAGUUACUGCAGUAACAGCCUCCUUAUUUAUCAGGGAACAUGUUGGGAUAAGUACCAAAUUUUACAUGUGACUGAACCUACGUUUCUAUCGACUUGGAUUAUCUCUGUUGCACAUUAAAACGGUUAUUAUCUGGUUGAAGUGCAGGUCUAAAAGAAAUAAAAUGGAUUUUUUUUGUUUGUUUUGCUAUGAUACUUGGGGGGAUUUUUUUUUUUUUUUUGCCAUCAUGUUAGAAGCAUGUUUUAUGGGCUGUAUAGGAAGGGCACUGUGACUGAUGCCAGGGACUCGCUAGGGACUUGGAUUUGAUCUGACAUACAUCACACGCAAAUGAAAAUGUUCCAGUCCUGCUGACCACUGCCAAAAGUGGGGUCAUGAGCCAGAGAGCACAAAGGCAUGGAUGCUGAUCCCUGGAAGAGGCCCCUGAGAGAGGUGACCACUGACCUGGGCACUAACUCAGAGUAGGUGUUUGGGAAUAGGAGUCUGCCCUUUUAAUUGUAAAAGUGUCAUGUGCUGAUUUCAUGAUCACUGAAAAUUUUAAAAAGACAAAAGUUACUAAAUGUAACCAUUAUUAAGUGUGUGACUACAUCAGGAAAUAUGCUAUGGUUGAAAGCUCUCCCAAGACCCUGACUCCACCCACUCCCACCUUUGACUGCUCGGCACACAUGGAUAGACUGCUGCUUUGUUAUGAAGGAGGCUGACUGGACUCACCCAUGGGAAGGAGCACACGGGGGAAGGUCCCGUGUGAGCUACGCACCUGGCAGACUGUUGUAGACAGAAUGACUGUGUGACAGUAGCACAGAUGCUUUAUCCCAGCCAUGGUGGCCAGAACUGAGGGCUCCAUCAUGUGGGUCGACUGGUCCAGGGGCUGAUCACAGUCUCUGGCACCUGCAGAGUUGGAGCUCAGGUUACAACACCCAAGGCCUUCAGCAGACACCACCUCUGGGCGGCAUGGCAUCCCAAUGUCUUGGAGGACAAAAGAUGCCAGGCUCUGUAGCGGAACGUACACUCUUUACCCCACAAGAACAAUGGACUACUGUUUACCCCUAAAGCUCACUGUGAAGUAGGUGCUGAUCCAAAGGUGAAUUACCAAACCGCAGCAAGGGCUGUGGGGGGAGCCAGGGUUAGGCCACGAAGGUGGUGCUGCCUGUUCAGAACAUUUUCUGAAGCAGUCUGUGUGGGCUGAGAUCUCAAGAACAGAGGAAAGACUAGCCAGGUAAGCGACGUAGGGAAGGGCAUUUCAAGAGGAGGGGACAGUUAGCAAAGAUUCUGAGGUGGGAAUAGCUAGACACCUCAAGGAACUGGAAGAACACUGGAGGCAGAACAAAGAGCAAGAACCAUUUGCAACAGUGGCUAGAGAGAGGAGCAAGGAUCAUAUCCCAUGUGACCUCAGACACCCUGGAAGUAUUCGUGGAUCUUUUUUCCCAUUGCAGGGCAAGACCAGUGGGAGGGUUUUAAGCAAGGAGCAUUAAUGUUUGUAAUCAUUAUAUAUUUAUCAAGAUAGUGCCUUGCCAGCUGGUAGCAAUAUACACCCUUUAUCCCAGAAUUUAGAAUGCAAAGGCAGGUGGAUCUCUAUGAGUUUGAGGCCAGCCUUGUUUGCAAAGCAAGUUCCAGGACAGCCAGGGCUACACAGAGAAACUCUGUCUUGAAAAACAAAACAAAACAAAACAAAACAAAGAUAGGGCCUCACGUAGCCCAAACUGCCGUUGGGCUGACUGUAGAGCUGCGCCUGACCCUGAACUCCUGGUCCUCCUGCCCCCAUCUUCCUAGUGCAGGGACUCCAUGGGAAAAGGUUUAAAGUGACCUAUCUAUGAGCAUAUAAAACCAGCCUGUUAGGGACCAGAAGGGAGGCACGGAGACUUGACACACCACUACAACCAUCCAGGGGAGAGAAGAUGACCAUGGGGACCGUGGGGACAGUUAGAGAAGCAGGGAGGGGCAUGUUUGAGAGUGUAUUCAGAGAGCAUUGGUGAUCAUCAAGUACGGUCUCCCUACCAGGAGACUUCUCUGUCCCAUCUGACUUAUCCCCCCCCCCCCCCGCUUCAAUCCUGUUACAAGCUGAGAGGCAGAAAACCACUCUAGAAUUGUGUGGGAGGGAGGAGAGCCACCUUGCGAAAUCAGUUCAUCACCAACCUUGGUGAGGGCUACCCUGGCUACUGAACCCCAACCCUCCAAUCACCCACAGCGCCACCUUCAGGUGGGCUGCAUCCCUACCUUGUAGCUGCUGCAAAUAGCUAAUUCCGAGUUAAGGCUUAUAAGUAGCAGAGGUAACACAGAUCAUAGAUCACUGAAGUCAAUGGCGCUAUCCCUGCAGAGACACCUGCUAACCAGAAAAGGCAAUUGUCAGCACAGAUUCUGGUUAGCAUAUGCAUAUCAUAAAUAUUGAACAGAUAAGUAAAUGUUUGGUCCCGUUUUAAAACAUGAACAUUAGGAGAUUCCAGUACACCUGCUGUGCUUCUCCAAAUCAGACAAACGUCCUCGUUUAACACACUACUUCAUUUCUGUGUUUGCUUCCCGUUUUCUCUUCUUCCUCUGCACAAGGAGUGUGGGGGGUUUGAACAAAACACAGCCAAUCUUCUACUUCAUUUUGUUAAUUAAUCAAUCAAAUAGCUUAUUCAUGCCCAGCACAAUUAGGCAAAGGGAAUAUUCCGUGCACACAAUGUAAUCAGCAAAUGAGCUUGCCUCCUUCUUUCAAACUUCUCUCUUGACCGCCAGUCCCAUUUAAAAUGCUGUCACUUAGCCAACUGGACACUUUUCUGCUUCCAUGUAGAUGGGGGGGGGGGGGGUGGCCAGCUAGAAACGACAGUGAUAAGAGUGCCAGGGUGAGCUUGGCUUCAAGUCAGCUGUUCCUAAGAGGUGUCUUAAGCGGAGAAAUGAGUUGCUGUAAGGGCUUUGUGCAGAUUAGCAGGUAGUCUUAAAAAUGUACUGUCCAGCCCAGCUCGCCCUGGGCUCCCUUCUGAAAUCUAUUCAUUUCAUUCACUCUCUGCUUUGUGGAAGAGUUUGUCGUGGAGGCUCCCUGGCUGUGUGUAGUAGCACACACAAGCACAAUAGGGUCAGAAUUAACUUUCUUUACAAGAGACUGUACAAAGGGUACAGAACAUAGCCUGGGGUGGCGGUUUGCACAGCCCCCUUGCUCAAGACCCUUGCAGCCGGGAGUACCUGCCAAAGCGUCUGGCCCGAGCACCUGGCGGGAGCACCGCAGGAGGGCCCCGGCUCAGCAGCCAAUGGGAGAUGGUGGCCUCGUGGGCGGGGCGGGGCGGCGCGGAAGCAGCGAGCUUGAACUUGAGAUGGAAGUGCUGCCGCUGCCGCUGCUGCCUCCGCUGCUUGCUAGCUUCUGCCGCUGGCUUAAAGCAAGUGCUCCGCUGGCUUGGCUAGGGUACCAGGUCUUUGCCCUAGAGCCUCGGACAGUGCCUCCGCCCUGCCCCGGUAACUGGUAGACCGACCGAGAACUCAAGGGACUUUGCUUAUGUGGCAAGAGACAAAGACACGAGAAUUCUGAAAUGCCAUGUGUUUCGAUGUGACACACCAGCAAAAGCCAUUGCCACAAGUCUCCACGAAAUCUGUUCCAAGAUUAUGGCUGAACGGAAGAAUGCCAAAGCCCUGGCCUGCAGCUCCUUACAGGAGAGGACCAAUAUGAGUCUCGAUGUCCCUUUGCAAGUAGAUUUUCCAACACCAAAGACGGAGCUGGUGCAGAAGUUCCACGUGCAGUACCUGGGCAUGUUACCUGUAGACCGACCUGUCGGCAUGGACACCCUGAACAGUGCCAUAGAGAAUCUUAUGACGUCAUCCAGCAAGGAGGACUGGCCUUCGGUGAACAUGAACGUGGCCGAUGCCACUGUGACAGUCAUCAAUGAAAAGAAUGAAGAGGAGAUCUUGGUGGAAUGUCGGGUGCGCUUUCUGUCCUUCAUGGGCGUCGGGAAGGACGUCCAUACGUUUGCCUUCAUCAUGGACACUGGGAACCAGCGCUUUGAGUGCCACGUGUUCUGGUGUGAGCCUAAUGCAGCCAAUGUGUCGGAAGCUGUCCAGGCUGCCUGCAUGCUGCGAUAUCAGAAGUGCUUGGUAGCCAGGCCACCUUCACAGAAAGUCCGCCCCCCACCCCCGCCAGCCGAUUCAGUGACCCGGAGAGUCACAACCAAUGUGAAGCGAGGGGUCUUAUCUCUCAUUGACACUUUGAAACAGAAGCGGCCUGUCACAGAGACACCCUAGCAGCCCGGGACGCGGGGAGUCUGUCACUGUUUCCUGAGGAUCGAGUAGCUACACUAAAGAAGCCCACGCCUGGCCUUCCACUCAGUUGCUGAUGCUUUGUCUCCAGAGAAUUUAUCUUUAACCAGACAGUGUUAGACAAGCAUGUGACCUCGUCUUGCCGCCAUCAUGUGAUAUGAAAAGAAGCAUGAUUUUUUUUCCUGUAAGUUACAUCAUGAGCAGUGGAAGGUUUUCUUCUCGUUGUAAAUAUUGUGAACAGGACUUCCAGCGCACACACCGAAGAAUGCGGCCACACCCUUCCUAGACAACUAACACGUGUCCUUGGAUGAACGGUGCCCAAGUUUGUUUUGCUGUCCUCUUGACUGGAUCUGUCACAAGCCAGCUUGGGGUCCCUCGGCACUUUGCCCCGAUUUCAGCUUUUAAGACAUUUGGAUCCUGAGUAACAGAUACCAUUGAAUUGCUGUAAAAGUAGGGUGAUGAGCUCGGGUUUCAGUCUUUCCUAACAGCGAGCCUGUUGGACAAAACUCGCAGCUGGCGUUGGUACAGACACCAGCCACCCGUUUUCCUCGGCGAGCUCUCUGACGCGUGGACACCGGCUCACGUCUACAGCUGUUUGGGGUGCUGGGCAAAGGAGAACUUUAAAAUUGAUAGAAAACUAAAAUUGAGGAAUUAAAAUCAAGCAAAAAAAAAUAGCCUUUCUUUUCAGAUGGUUCUUUUCAGGUGGUUUUCAGACUGGUUAUUUUAAAAAAAGAGAUUAACAGAGUCACGAUGCAUUCGGGAUGGAACGUAUUUCAAACUUCUGCCUUACAUUGUACAAUGCAGCUAGAGAAUUAAAGUGUACUAUGCCAUUCUCUCUACCCACACCUGAAAAGUGAAAUAUUCCUACAGUUUCCACCCCUAGUUUGAUACCGAGCUAAUAUGCAAUUUAGAGCUGAGGAAAUGUUCUUUAUGUCUCUGUCGCACACUAGAUUAUUUUCCACCUGCACUGCGUGGUUCUUGUUAGUUCUCUUCCUGGAGACAAGUGUGUGCUCCUGGAAUCCCCUCGCUGCCCCAACCUCCCUCUGUGCUCCUAUGUCCAGGAAGCUGUCUGUCCAUCAUAUACUGUCCAUGGCAACGAGUUUUAAGUUGUCAUUCUCCUGAAUUUACGUGUUUAAUGUUAGAAAUGUGUUAAGACCUGACUAGAAGAUGUGUUUUUAAACUUCUGUUUUCCCAUUUUACUUUCAAAGAUUUAAUUUUUUUUCCUAUCAGAGCAAAAUAUACUCAGAAAUGAUGGGUUUCCUGACAGUGUCUCCCAUGUAUCAGUUUCCUGCCUCUUUUUUAUGUAGCUAAGGAACCUAACCGUAAGCACAUACAACUUUAGACUCUCUUGGCCUUGUUGUUUAAAAGGUCAUCUUACUUGUGUUGUUUAUGUUUAAUGUCAGAACCAAUAUCCAGUUAUAAAAUAGUGCUUUUUUUUUUAACCUUGCUCUGUACCUGUCAGAACAGUCUGCACGGUGUGAUCACGUUUGAGCCUUACAUGGUAGGAAAGGCACUAAACAAACUGAAGGAAUGAGAACACAGGGCACCAAAAGCUAAAGAAGUGGCUUAGGAUGCCACCGAAGUCCAUGAGAGCCGGGAUCACGACCCACAUCUCGAAACUUUUACCACAUUUUAUCUCCUCCCUGCAAUCAGGAGGACCCUUCACAAAUGGCUCUGGGGCCAUGCAGAGAACAGAAGUACAGUCAGGCGACCUCAGAGUUCCCGAGUGAAUUAGGAAAGUGUCCACUUUAUCUACCCAGCGGCACUUACUGUAAGACCAUUGUCUUUUCUCGGUCCAGGACUGUGUUCCUCAAAUGUGUCACAGAGGAAGAAUAUCUGUCCUCAGCAGCCUGGUCCCAUCUCAGACUUCCCCGAGAUCAUUACCUGUGGUAGGAACAUUCCCACCUGUGGCCCUCACCAGUGCAGAUUGUGGUGGGGUGACAGGCGGUGGGAGGUGGAGAAGCUGGAUUGUCCACCGGCGUCCUGACUUUACAGGAAAAGCAAUGUUGCUUGAGAAGGGGUUAUGCUUGGUGCCGGCUUGCACGCUAGCUGAAGUAACGGGUGCCAUCUGAGACUUUCUGCAUACCGGAAACCUUACUGUGCCAGAGAAAAACCGUUUAGAAUCCGUCCUCGUGGUCUCUUACUUUGAUCUGUUUCUUCUCCACAGCAGAAGGUUUUAGAGCACGCAGCUUCAAAACUCUGAAGAGUCCACGUUUCUAUAGGCGGUCUCACCCAAACCCCUUUGGUUUUUUUUUUUAAGACAUGUCUGUUUGUUUUCAGGAUCAAGAAGACUGAGCUAGCUUUAAAGAGCAAACCGAUUUAUAUAUGCAAUUUUAAGAUGCAGUUAAGAUGAAUGAUAGCCUUUUGCAAGUGAAAUGCUUUUACUGCACAUUUUCUGUUUUGGGAAUAGCUUUGUGUUCUAAGUGCAGGUUGAUUUUUUUUUUUUGUAAAAUUAUGUUAAACAAUAUGUUCAGAUCCUUUCUGCCAUGGCCAAAAAAGUAUGUAUGGAAGUGUGUUUGUAUCCGUCUGUGAGAGGAGGCCGAUGUUUUACCUGAGGUCUUUGUGAUACUUCGGUUAUCUAUGCAUUCUUUCUCUGUGAUUCGGUAAACAGGCGGCCAUGUUCACGAUGCCUUGUGUGUCUUAUCUUUUUCUUUUUUUAAAUUAACCUGUUAAAUACAGCUUGAAAUAUUUUUAUUUUAUUUAUUCUGUUUUUACUGAAAUAUACUGCAUUCCUGUGUUACUGUACUAUCUUUGCUGGGUAUGAUGUCUGUGUAUCCAGGUCUCACUUAAGUAACCCAGUGAACUCUACGUCAUCUAGAAAGUGGUUCUGUAACGAUUGGCAGUCACAUGGUUCUGUAACAGUUGGCAGUCACAUCUCUGUUGGAAUAUGUAGGAAAGAAGUUAACCCUUAAAGUUCUUUUUAUUUUUUACAAGCAGCUAGACAGAUGUGCCCUCACCACCUUAUCCGCAUGCUCCUUGGAAGCGUUGAGGGGGCAGCCGACAUGCCGUCUGGCGGAGAACUUUACUUUGUAGACAAAGGCACUGUGGGGCAUCAUUUUUAUACCCUUCUCAACACGCGUGAUUUCAUCCAAAAUACACACACAGAGCCACACGCCUUUGUUUCCACCUGGAUUUAAGGCCACCCCUAGCCAAUUAGAGCCACUGUUUUGUCUGUCUGUCUGUCCUACUGCAUGAAGGGACAUUAGACCCAUUUCCAUUAAAGCAAAUUCUUGGUGAUAACUGUUGGCAGUGCUACUUUUAUUGUUUUAAUCCACAUUAGGGGUUUAAGAAGGACACAUAACAAACUAUUCAAACUGGACCUCUUAACUUGUAGCCCCAAACUCCCCUUAAUGUGUGGUAUAUUCAAUUUGUGAGCAUUUCAACACAAGACUUCAGAAGCCACAUGUCUCCCUGACAUUAGCACAAUUUAAUGAAACUGAAAGCUCUCUAGUCGGCCCGGUUUAACCUAAUAUCUGACGUGUUUAUAGCCAGUAAGAGAGUAAUUGAGCUUGUUUCGGCAUACUGGUGGUAUGGCCCAGUGGUAUAGCUCUUACACCACCUGUGCAGGGAUCGGAGUUUAGCCCCUGGAGAGGACAGGAGGAGAGGUUGGCACUUCAAGGCUGUGAAGACAUCUCCAGGCGGCCACAUCGGCCGCUUCCUCCUGAGAGGACAUCUCAUUUCUUUGCGUUGCCGUUUGCUGUGGACCACGUUUACACGUUUACAUGUAAAAUGUCGUGGGAAUAAAUGUAGCUGCAUAAAAGCAUUCUCGUUGAUCUGAUAGCCAGGCCACAUAUAUAAGAAACACAUACAAAUUUAGUGUCUCUUCGGUAAUUUUAUUUUUUGUAUUCUUACUUCAAAUUAAACUUUUUUUUUAAAAAUCACUUUAGUAAUGUAAGGUUCUGCUUUCAUUAGAGUUUAUGGUCUCCCAUUUGUUAAAAAUUAGGAUGUAGUUAUUUUUAUACUUUAUGUCAGUAAAGUGAGGUGGCAUUCUGAACACAGAAACCCGUCUUAUCGGCAGCUGGAAUUUUUUGCUAAGCAACUUUUAGGGUUAAGGUAUUUCAACACACACACAUGCAUGCACACACACAAAGUCUGCCUUUCAUUCUUAGAAGACUGAGGAGCAGAGAUGGGAGCCCUUAAAUCCAAAAUGAAAGUCAAUCACUAGACGGUCAAUUGGGUCUGUUUUAACUCUGACAUUCAGGGGACAAAUAAUUAAAAAUGUGUACCCAAGUUUUGUUCAUUUGCUGUGUUGUGUUGUCUGGUCUUUGAGAUGGGUCUCAUAAUAUAACCCAGAUUGGCCUUGAACUGAUGGCAAUCCUCCUGCCCCAGCCUCCUGGGAUUAUAAUGUGUGCCCCCCACCCCCCACCUUCUCUUACGCUAUUAAAGACAACUCUCAAUGGACAACA
Rattus norvegicus (Norway rat) is the source of this 34025-nucleotide messenger RNA. It is a transcript of the gene Apbb2, whose product is annotated as amyloid beta precursor protein binding family B member 2. Gene Ontology annotation, cellular component: Golgi apparatus; early endosome; endoplasmic reticulum. Lineage: Eukaryota; Metazoa; Chordata; Mammalia; Rodentia; Muridae. Gene Ontology annotation, biological process: negative regulation of cell cycle phase transition; positive regulation of transcription by RNA polymerase II; negative regulation of transcription by RNA polymerase II. Gene Ontology annotation, molecular function: amyloid-beta binding. The record is from RefSeq and is a predicted model, not a curated record.